Colletotrichum orchidophilum is the source of this 477-nucleotide messenger RNA. RefSeq lists its product as uncharacterized. The record is from RefSeq and is a predicted model, not a curated record. The transcript is spliced from 2 exons. NCBI's taxonomy places the organism in Eukaryota, Fungi, Ascomycota, Sordariomycetes, Glomerellales, Glomerellaceae. Bases 1 to 477 code for a protein of 158 amino acids.
AUGACUCUCAUCCCAGCCAAACGUCUCCAUCCGGCCCGAUGCCUGUCAGAUCGGCCGGGUUCCGUAUUCUCGCUUUUUCUUAGCGCCUCUUUCCUACAUGUAGUCGCCCACAUUCCCGCUUCCUCUCUCGGCGCUUCUUCGUUGUCUCUGGCUGGGCUCCAUCCGGCCUCGACCAACGAUCCUGGCGCAAACCCACGACGACUUCACUUGAGCCGCCAAUUUCUCGCCGUCUCAACACUCAUUCUCUCAACAGACAUCAUCACUUUUCAGCCUUUCGAUUCCCAUCAGCCCACAACGCACUGCAACCUUCACCGUCUGCUUGGCCAUGAGGAUGGUUGUCUCCGUCUCAGACCCCUUGUUGCGGGCGCUCGCGCAGCUUCGCUUGCGAACAACCCAUUAGUCCCACCAAAGGCCCGAUAUCUCCAGGAACGCGGGGUUUUCCUCUCCGCCACCGCCAUGCUGGAAUCUGGAGUCUAG